UCUACACUAAUAUUGUCCUACAGUCCACAAGUUGUAGUUAUUAAGUUUUAAAAUAUUAUUAAUAAAAAAAAAAAAAAUGUUAAAUUAAUCUUUAUUAUUAUUACGGGUUUUAGUGAUUGGAGUUCGGACAUCUAAGUUACAGAACAGAAAAAAUCAUACUAUGUCUAUUACCUAUAAACGUAACGGUAAUUUUUUCUGUGCUUCAAAUGUCUGUAAGUUUUUAUGAGGUUUAACAAGACGCAGUCAGUAACAAAACAACUUUUUAAAUCAAUCGUUAACACUUUAAAGCUCACUAUUCUAGUCUCUACUGUUUCUUCGGUCUGGUUGACUUCAACGCCUUGAAUAACUGAGACAAGUGACGGCCCACCAAAAUCAGUGUUUAACCUAUCACUUGGUACCAGUUAUACAGACAAUUGUAUUUAUGAGGACAUUUCAUUUUCCAACCAUGUCCAUAUCGUUGUGGUCGAUACUGAAUAGAUUCAACACCGAUAAAUCUGCAUCGUACAGCCGCCUGUCAACUGGCACUGGACACUUUCGUAUCACUGUUUGGGAUCCAGUGUUGAUUAUUGCUCAAAUAGUGUCUAUUCAAUGUCUUUACUACUUCACCAUGUGUGUUUGGAUCACUGUUAUCAGCUAUGUUAUUGGAACUUCAAGAUCAUUGGAUAUUAUAUUUGAAUUUAAAGAAUUGAGUAAGGUAAACAGUGAAAAAUUUGUUAUUGCUGUGUUUGCAUUGAAUGCACUUAGCGGGGCUACAUUCAUUUGGCGUGUUGUCGAACGAUAUCGAUUGUGUUUAGAUUUUUCUUGUACAAUACACACCAUACACUUGGCAGCUUGUAUGUGGUAUAACAAUGCACUGCCCACUCCGUUUUGGUGGUUAUUAAAUGCUUCAUGUGCAGCAAUUACAUGUAUAUGUGCUGAAUUUCUGUGUAUGCGGACAGAGUUAAACACAAUACCUGUAAAUAGUGGGCAAACACCAAAAGUUGAUUUGUAAAUAACACUGUAAAAAUAUUGAUUUUUAAAUUAACUAAAAACGCUUAGGAUUAAUUUUAAAAAUAUUAAUAAGUUAUUUAUU
This is a messenger RNA of Melanaphis sacchari, 1072 nucleotides long. It is a transcript of the gene Sys1, whose product is annotated as protein SYS1 homolog. Lineage: Eukaryota; Metazoa; Arthropoda; Insecta; Hemiptera; Aphididae. The transcript is spliced from 4 exons. The coding region runs from base 422 to 991 and encodes 189 amino acids. Gene Ontology annotation, biological process: Golgi to endosome transport; Golgi to plasma membrane protein transport; protein localization to Golgi apparatus. Gene Ontology annotation, cellular component: trans-Golgi network; Golgi membrane. The record is from RefSeq and is a predicted model, not a curated record.